UUCAGCUGUGUAGUUGACCAAAGAUGAAUUGGGUGGAGCUGCAGUUUGGCAGGAAUAAAAGCCUCCCCUUUGUUUGUGUCCAGUAUGAGAAGAAUGGAAUCUGUCAGAUCUGGAAUAGGACAACCAUCCCUCUGCAUUCUGUGACCCCCUGCAUGUGUCUUCAGGUAUGGGAUGAGGAUGAUCAGAGGUCUAUACGCACUCAAAGCUGCCCCUUCAUUAAUAACACAGAUUUUCUCCAAAGGAGCGUAUGGCAGAAUGUGUCAGUGUUUGUAAGUGUGGGACAAUUAAACAACUACCACACAAUGCUGUCAUGGAACCUGUCGGCCCCCUGCAGGCUGGAGGGUGAAGUGUGGCCCUGCCAGAAGAGAAACAGCUACUGCAGAGAAGUGAAGGGCUUUAGACAACACUGGAAAUGGCACAUGGAGACAAACAGUAAAGGGCAAUGGGAGACAAUAAGGGUGUUUGAAGACAUCCACGUUCAGCUCUCAUCAUGUGUGAUGGUGGAAGUAAAGGGAAUGGGAAGUGUGCUGGGUCCAUUCUGUUUAAAAAACAGCCUACUUGCAGACAGAUCACACUGGAUUCUCCUGGUUGUUGGUGUAAUGCUGCGUUGCAUUACUGUGCUCAUAUUUUAUCUCCUUCAUGACUUCGUCAAGAGUGAAAUGGCAUGGAGCUGGCAUCAUGGCGGAUUUGUAAAGAGUGAUUGGCAGAAACGGUGUAUGGUGGUGUUGCUGAGCCCCCCAGAUGUGGAUGAUGGUGUUUCAGAGUCAGUAUGUCGGCUUGGCUCCCAGCUCUUUAACCAGGGCUUCAGUGUGUCUGUGGAUCAGUGGAGCAGGAAGGAGCAGUGCACUAUGGGGCCUCUGCCAUGGCUGCACUCCCAGUUGUUGGAGAUGAAAAGCCUGGGCGGCCGAGUUGUGCUCGUCUUGACCCGCAAAGCCUUGGAGAGAGCAGAGGAAUGGACCCAUGGAAAUGAAGAGGUUAGCAAGAUGAAGGAAGACAAGGGUCUCCCUCAGAUAUGUUCCCCUUACUCUGAUGUGUUCACGGCCUCCCUAUGCCUCAUUCAAGCGGACAAGCAGCUGGGCAUAGCUGGAGAACAUUUUCUUCUGGUGGAAUUUGACUCCCAUCCAAGAAUUGACAGAAGACUACCGGAGCUUCUUCAGGGGCUGCCCCUGUUCCAGCUUCCCUCUCAGAUCCAGGCUCUGUUGUCUGAACUUACUGUGGGAUGGACAGGGAGGGGGUCAGGUAGAAGGACAUGGACAAGGUGGAAAUGGAGUGCAAAGACUAAAGAGGGAAAAGAUAAGCAGAAGGCAUCACACUGUAAAUAGGUUGCAGUUGAGAGAAACUUGGGGACAACGCCUUUUAAGUUCCCAUAAAUUAUUGUUGCAUAUUAUCUGUGCUGAUAUCUGAAAGACUGUUCAUCCAAAUUGUGGAUAAGAAAAAUAUACGUCACUAAAGGCUGACUGGCAAUGAUCUAUAUUGUUGUUAUGUUAAACAAUUCCAUGACAUGGCCAACAACAAUAUAUCCAUCCCUCAUUACUUUUUUGACUACACUUUUCUGUCUCGAGUUACUAGAACCAAAACCGGUUUAUUUUUUCUUAAGAUGUUAAGUAAUUUCCUAACAAACGGCUGUACAUCGCAAGUUUUAGUUUUAAAAUUACUUAAAUAGGAGUAAUUUGUCAAAGACUAUUUUCAGCUGCAGAUUUGAUGUGUUAGCAAACAGCUGGGCAGCAGGAGGAGUUUGUGGGACUGGCUCAAAUGUUCAUUGUUGAAGGAAAAUGUCACAAAAUGCACCAAUGUCAAAAGUGUUUUUAGUGUUUUUUGGGCAAUAGCAAUGGUCUAUAAUGCAGAGGAAUACGUUAUAUAAGGCUUUGGCUACACAGACUACUUCUUAAAUUUAAAUCAUUGUUUGUUGUUGUCUUGUCAUCAAAUUUGUUGAGUA
This is a messenger RNA of Etheostoma spectabile (orangethroat darter), 1936 nucleotides long. Its product is annotated as interleukin-17 receptor C-like. NCBI's taxonomy places the organism in Eukaryota, Metazoa, Chordata, Actinopteri, Perciformes, Percidae. The record is from RefSeq and is a predicted model, not a curated record. Gene Ontology annotation, molecular function: interleukin-17 receptor activity.